UUUUCAUCAUCGUUUUUUUGUGGGCUCUUCGUCGUUGGAGCCUCAGAACUGUCUUGAAGUCACUUAGAUUUCUUGUUACUUUGCUUUUUGUUGUUAGAGUCUCAGAACUGAUUGAAGUCGCGUGGAUUUCUCAUUAUCUUGGUGAUCCAGGCUCUUCAUCAUUUUUUGUAGGGUUUUCUAAUAAAUUUAUUGUUUCUUGA
Dentiscutata erythropus is the source of this 200-nucleotide messenger RNA. The record is from the annotation of a GenBank genome assembly. Lineage: Eukaryota; Fungi; Glomeromycota; Glomeromycetes; Diversisporales; Gigasporaceae.